AUGGUUCUAGAAUUACUGACCCUGGCCGCAAUCCCCACCGCCAUCUCCACCGCCGUCGGCGCCUCAGAGGCCGUCCACCAACAACACAUACUCGACGAUGAAGCGGAAUCGGAAGAGCGCCAAGCGCCUUUCUACCUUGACGUAUACUGUAGCGCAAAAUCCAGCAAGCGUGAUGAAGUACACGGAGCGAUGAUAGUCCUUGAAGACGGAAAACUUAAGCUCUGGCCUAAAGAUACCGAUACAAACCUCCCGAAAGAAUACGAAAAUGACGAUUCACCUCCUCCACAUCCGUUCACUGGGUUCUACCUACCGUUCCCAGCUAGUGACCUCCCCAACCGUCCCAUCCCCCAUCGACCGAUCCUCGGCCUUGUCAGCACCGUUCCCACCCCGCAUUCGCCCUCCUUCUCGAAGCCUUCGUCUAGGUCCAGGAAACCAAAGUUGAAUUGGAUAUACGCGGAUGAAGAGACGCGUGAACUACGCUACGGUCCCCGCGCUGAGGCACGGUAUCACGUUGUCGGUCCGUGGGACUGGACGGAAGAUGAUGAGCAGGGCUUGACAUUGGACGGGGAGGAAUGCCUAGUCGCCGUUGAAGAGGAAACGGGGGGCUACGGCUGGGCAGUAUAUUGGGAUCGUGAGGACGAUCGACUGAAAGGGGUGGGAAUGGAGAAGGAAAGGAGGGUGUUGAGGUGUAGUUUGGAGAGAAGAUUUGUGAAAGGAGGGAGGACAGCGAUUGAAGUAGAGUGA
Molecule: messenger RNA, 744 nt
Organism: Periconia digitata
Lineage: Eukaryota; Fungi; Ascomycota; Dothideomycetes; Pleosporales; Periconiaceae
Source: the annotation of a GenBank genome assembly